UGAGCGCUCACGGCCGAGUGCGGCGAGUCUGUAACCCGAGCGCAGUGACAGCGGGCUGACUUGUCGCCAACUGUGUGCUGGAACAAACACGGAUGGACCCGCACGUUAACUUUCUAUGAAGAUAACACUGUUUGCUGAUUCGUUAUGAAGGCCCAGAACUGGUUUAUUGUCACCUGCUGCCUCUAUGGCCUGAGCGCAAUCGCAGGUGCAACAGAAGCAGAAGAUCAGCUGAUGAAGAAACUAUUUUCUUCAUACAAUGUUAAAGUGCGUCCUGCAAGGAGCCCAGAGGAAAGGGUCGUCGUGAGGAUAGGCAUGACCCUUUCAUCAUUCGUCAGCCUGAACAUGAAAGAUGAGGAGAUGAACACUAUUGUUAUUAUGAACUUGGAGUGGAACGAUUAUCGCCUCUCCUGGAACCCCAAAGAUUAUGGGGGAAUUGAUGUGUUGCGCAUCCCAUCUGGAAAAGUGUGGCUUCCUGAUAUUGUUCUCAUCAAUAACAAUGAUGGCGUAUUUGGUGUAGCUCUACAGGUCCACGUGCAAGCCUACAGUAACGGCCGUGUGACGUGGACUCCACCAGCUCUUUACAAGAGUUCCUGCGGAGUAAAGGUGACAUACUUUCCUUUUGACUGGCAAAAUUGCACCAUGGUUUUCCACUCGUAUACAUAUGAUUCCUCAGAAGUGGAUCUGCAGCAUGGCCUUGAUAAGAGAGGAAAUGAAAUCCGAGAGAUAGUCUUCGACACAGGCUUUAGUGAGAGUGGAGAAUGGCACAUUCGUCACAAGGUUUCUAGAAAGAAUGUGCGAGAGGACCUGUAUGAGGACAUCACCUUCUACCUGAUCAUCGAGAGGAAGCCCAUGUAUUACGUGUUUAACAUCGUCCUGCCCUGUAUCCUCAUCACCAUCAUUGCCAUCUUUAACUUCUACUUGCCACCUGAUGCAGGGGAGAAGAUGGGCCUUUCCAUCAACGUACUGCUGACUUUAACUGUCUUCCUGCUUCUGCUGGCCAACAAAGUCCCAGAAACAUCACUGGGUGUUCCCAUUAUCGUCAACUACCUGAUGUUCACCAUGAUCCUGGUCACCUUUUCUGUCAUCCUCAGUGUUGUGGUACUCAACCUUCACCAUCGCUCCCCCAGCACACACCAAAUGCCCCUUUGGGUGCGCAAGAUUUUUAUCCACAUGUUACCUCCAUACCUGGGGAUGCUGCGACCUAAAGUGGAGACCCCUCUGUUUCUUGAGAAACCUGUCAAAAAAGAGAACACCCAAGCCAUCAGCAGAGUGGCCGAUGAGUACUUCAUCCGCAAGCCCAAUAACACCAACUUCCUCUUCCCCAAACCUCACAGGUACCAGCCUGAUGGUCCAUGCACUGACCUGAGGAAGUUCAUUGACGGCCCCAGUCAUUACCUCGCCCUUCCUCCAGAUCUCAAGUCAGCCGUAGAGGCCAUCACUUACAUCGCAGAGCAGCUGCAGGCGGAGAAAGAUUACGAGGCUUUAAAGGAGGACUGGCAGUAUGUUGCCAUGGUGGUUGAUCGACUCUUCCUCUGGAUCUUUGUGAUUUUUACCUCCCUUGGGACACUGGGCAUUUUUGCUAAUGCCAGCUUCAAUGCCACACCUACUGACCCCUUUCCCUAAAUCUGAUGGUUGUUCUCUCUAGCCUUGAACUUUUCACCUCUAAAACAUUGGCACGAGAUGUGUUAGACACUGCUGCGUGUUCAGUUCACAUUAAUGGCGUUGUAAUGUAACACAAAGAUCACAGCAAUUCAUUUACACAAUGUUUCUGUAGUUAAAGCAGUGGAUAGAUGCAUAAAAACAGCUAUACUAUUGCUAAAAAAGUGGGAUUUGUUAUAAUUACGUAAAAUAGUAUAACUUAUAGAUAAAUGUCAAAUUUUGAAUUUGCUGAAAUUUGCUUUUGCCUUUUUGAAAUUUAUGCAGUUCCUCCUUUAAGGAAAGAAAUUUCUCCAUUAGCAGUCCACCAGUGGCUUUCUCAUUAACUGUGUGUUUUGCUCAUAAUUGAUUGAGUUUUUAGUGAGAUCUGUUUGCCAUACAAGGAAUGGAAAUGGACUUGGGUUGGUUUUUGGCUACGGGAUUGUCAUGUGUAUGGACACAUCACUUAACAUCACUAUAAUAUAUGAUAUACUGUCUUUAAUGUGCCAAUUAAAUGAGUUUUUGCACAAA
Sinocyclocheilus anshuiensis is the source of this 2166-nucleotide messenger RNA. RefSeq names its product acetylcholine receptor subunit beta-like. Gene Ontology annotation, cellular component: postsynaptic membrane. NCBI's taxonomy places the organism in Eukaryota, Metazoa, Chordata, Actinopteri, Cypriniformes, Cyprinidae. The transcript has 11 exons. The record is from RefSeq and is a predicted model, not a curated record. Bases 145 to 1623 code for a protein of 492 amino acids. Gene Ontology annotation, biological process: monoatomic ion transmembrane transport. Gene Ontology annotation, molecular function: acetylcholine-gated monoatomic cation-selective channel activity; transmembrane signaling receptor activity.